UUUCGAACUGUAAGCACAACAGAUCCUCAACAAUCAAAAACUCAAUCAAUAUGUUCAAAUUCGCAGCUGUUAUUUUUGCCAUCAUCGCCUGUGUUGCUGCCAAGCCUGGACUCCUCCUUGGCCAACCAUUGGCAUAUUCCGCUCCAGUUGUGGCUGCUGCUCCAGCUGCAGUUGUGGCUGCUCCUGCUCCAUAUGUGACUGCGACAAGUAGCCAAGUGAUUGCCCGCAACUACAAUGGUAUUGCCACUGCUCCUGUGAUUGCUCCAGUUGCUGCUCCAGUUGCUGCUCCAGUCGUCGCCAAGUAUGCUGCUGCUCCAUUGGCCGCUUCUCUGGCUUACAGCUCACCUCUGGCUUACAGUGCUCCACUGACUUACAGUGCUCCACUGACUUAUGCGGCGCCAGCACCACUCUUGUUCUAAUUUAAUAAACUGUGAUCGUUAAUAAAACUGAUGAGCAAUAA
Messenger RNA from Drosophila innubila, 460 nucleotides. Its product is annotated as cuticle protein 38-like. The coding region runs from base 51 to 419 and encodes 122 amino acids. The record is from RefSeq and is a predicted model, not a curated record. Lineage: Eukaryota; Metazoa; Arthropoda; Insecta; Diptera; Drosophilidae. The transcript is spliced from 2 exons.